Triticum dicoccoides is the source of this 860-nucleotide messenger RNA. RefSeq names its product glycine cleavage system H protein 2, mitochondrial-like. Gene Ontology annotation, biological process: glycine decarboxylation via glycine cleavage system; protein lipoylation. Gene Ontology annotation, cellular component: glycine cleavage complex; cytoplasm; mitochondrion. The record is from RefSeq and is a predicted model, not a curated record. Lineage: Eukaryota; Viridiplantae; Streptophyta; Magnoliopsida; Poales; Poaceae. The coding region runs from base 107 to 583 and encodes 158 amino acids. The transcript is spliced from 4 exons.
GCGCGCGCGCGAGAGAGAGAGAGAGAGAGAGAGAGAGAGAGAGAGAGAAACAGAGGAGGCGGCGCCGAGCGAGCGCGAUCCCCUCCUCCUCCCCCGUCGCGUGAUCAUGGCCAUGGCCGCCUCCAGAUCGCUCUGGGCCUCCCGCGCCGCCUCCUACCUCAAGAUCUCCGCCUUCCCCAGGGCCUUCUCCACCGUGCUGAAGGAUCUGAAGUAUGCUGAAACCCAUGAAUGGGUAAAGGUUGAUGGUGAUUCCGCAACCGUUGGGAUUACAGACCAUGCCCAGGACCAUUUGGGUGAUGUUGUAUAUGUGGAGCUGCCAGAAGUUGGCGCUUCUGUAUCUCAGGGAACAAACUUUGGUGCUGUUGAAAGUGUGAAGGCAACCAGUGACAUCAACUCGCCGGUGUCUGGAGAGGUCAUUGCAGUGAAUGACGAACUACUAGAGAAACCAGCAUUGGUCAAUGGAGAUCCAUAUGAGGGCGGCUGGAUCAUCAAGGUCAAGGUCAGCGAUGCAGGUGAGCUCAACUCACUGAUGGACGACAAGAAGUACUCAAAAUUCUGCGAGGAAGAGGACAGCAAGCAUUAAGCAUGGUGGAUUCUGAAAGAGAAUCUGCGCUUCGACACUCAUAGGUGUUUGUCAUGUGCUGUUGGGCACUUUGUACCACCUGCUUUCUCAGCCCAGAAAGGAUCAAAACAUGGAAUAAAUGGCAUUUGCCUACCCUACAAGGGCUUGCGAGAUCCGAAAUCUGUAUAUCACUCGAGUUCCUUUUUCUUGUUGCCAUGGUUUCAUCUCUGAUUUAAGCUCUGUUCUGAUUAGUUGGUAUUCAAAUUCUAAAUGCAUACGUACUGAUGAUGCUACAUAA